AUGGCGAAACCCCGCAAGUCCAAGCGCCAGCUGCAGCGCGACGAGCGCCGCAAGAAGAAGCGUGAUCUCGAGAUCAUCGACGGCGAUGUCGCGGACAACUACGGCGGCGUCAACAGCACCGCGAACGGCCCGGCCCCAAACGACGAGCCCGCACCCAAGCGGCGCCGCAGAGACAAGGUGCACGCCAGUGCGUCCGGUGCCAACAACACACCGCUCGCGGCCCGCGGUGAUGGCGCUCUCUUCUUUGACGAUGUCGACGGCAACGAACCCGUGAACAUGCCUGCGGGGGAACCGGGCGACGCCGAGAGGAAGCGGAAGAGAGAGGAUAGGGAGGCAGGCGGCGAUGACGACUUUGCCUACGACUACAAUGACCACAAUGACUACAGCGGUGGCGCUGCAGACGAGGGCGCUCUUGGCGAGACCGAGUUCUUUGGCCUGCUCACCGACAGCGAACACGAGUACUUUCGCCGCGCCGACGAGCUGCUCGAGCUCAACGACUUUUCCGGCGGCGACGAGGAGCGCCGCGUGUUUAUUGCCAAUGUGUUCCGCGAGGCGCGCGGCAAAGAGCUCAAGGUCGCCAGCAGCCAGUCGUGCUCGCGGCUCAUGGAGCGGCUGAUCCAGGUGGCGACGGUGCGGCAAAAGAAGCGGCUCUUUGCGGCGUUCCGGGGCCACAUCCUGACGCUCGUGUCGCACCGUUUCUCGAGCCACUGCUGCGAGCAGCUGUUUCUGCAGUCGGCGCCGUGGGUGGGCCGUGACGACGACACGGAGGCCGAGGGGGAGGACGCGGACGAGGUCGAGGCGGCGGAGGAGGGCGACGCCGAGCUGCCGUCGCUCGAAGAGAGCUUCUUGUUUGUCUUGGACGAGCUCGAGGCGAGCCUGGGCGCGCUGCUGGUGCACCGCUUCGCGUCGCACACGCUGCGCGUGCUGCUCGUCGUCUUGGCCGGGCGGCCGCUCGACGGCCUGGCCACACAGACGCUGCUGCGCAGCAAGCGCAAGGAGAACGUGCGCGUGGGCGCCUAUGCGCAGACCGUCGCGGGCCCUCAGCAGACCAACAGCGACGACGCCGCUGCAGACGCUCCGACAGCGGCCGCCCGCGUCGUGCCCGCGUCGUUUACGUUCGCCAUGCAGAAGAUCCUCGGCGACGUCAGCCUGGCCAUCGACGGACCGCUGCUCAGCGUCCUGCCCACGCACCCGACCGGCAACCCGUCGCUGCAGCUGCUGCUGGAGCUCGACAUGGCCGAGAAGAAGGAGACCAAGGGCAAGACGUCCAAGGCGGGCGAGGCGGGCGAGGCGGGCGAGGCGGGCGAGGCGGGCGAGGCGGGCGCGGCGGCAGCACCUCCCUCCAUAUCCCUGCUAGAGCGUCUGCUCCCGGGUGCCCCCGGCUCUCUGUCCGAACAAGGCAGCCAGGCGUCGACUCUCGUCCGCACCCUCAUCUACGACCCGAUUGGUUCGCGCCUGCUCGAGACGCUGGUCGUCCACUGCCCCGGCAAGCUGUUCAAGGCACUCUACAACAGCAUGUUUGCCUAUUCGGCCGCGUCCAAGGACGCCGACACAAACGAACCCCUCCGCCCCAUGGCUGUCUUCCUCCGCAACGACAUUGCCUGCUACCCGUCCAUGCGUGUCCUUGAGCGCCUCGGCCGUGAUGACCUGACGAGCGUCGUCCAGCACCAGGUCCUGCAAUUGCAGGCCGACGGCACGCCGGCGCCGCCGCCCGAAUCCAACGGUGGCCGCACCACGCCGCCCCGCACCGUCGUCGGCCAGCUUGUCGACCGCGGCCGCUUCAAUGUCGUGCGCACCCUCUUUGAGCGCUGCGCCGCCCGCGGCGUCGACAGCCGCACCGUGCAGCAUCUGGUGAAUGCGCUGCAGGCCGCCGUGGGCGGCGGCCGUCUCGCGCCCGGCCAGCUCGUCAAGCUGUGCCUGCCCGACGAGGCGGAUGCAGACGCACCGGAGCAGCGGCCAACGCGGCCGCCUAAGCACGGCCGACGGACGGCUGCCGCCACCACCGCCGCCCACGUCUGCCACCUGCUGUGCGCCAUGCUCGCCAUCCCCGGCGGGCCGGCCUCGGCCGUCCAGGCCGCGCUGCUGGACACGGACGGCGACCGGCUGGUCGCCCUCGCCACGGGCGCGCCGUCGGGCGCCCGCGUCCUGGUGGCGGCGCUGCAGUCGACGCCCUCGCUGCGCGGCGCGGCGGCGCGCAUCCCGCUCAACAAGCAGCUGGUCGCGCGCCUGGCGCCGCACUGCAUGACCCUGGCGACGUCGCCGGCGGGGCACGUCGUGCUGGUGGCCAUUGUGCAGACGCCGUCGCGGACGGGUCCGUCGUCAUCAUCGUCGGGGCCGGCCGCCGCUGCCGCCGCCGCCGGCCCUGUCGUUCCCCCGUCCACGGCCGAGUCGGCCGCACUCUCCCUCCCCUUCCAUCUCAAGGACACGCUCAUCGCGCAACUGGCGGCCCACGAGGACGAGCUCCGCCAGAGCUGGUGCGGGCGUGCCGUGUGGCGCGCGUGGAAGGGCGACCUGUGGCGCACGCGGCGCAGCGAGUGGGUGCACUUUGCCAAGGCGGGCGAGCCUGAGGGCCUGAAGCUGUCGGUGGCCCCGAUGCGCAAGGAGGAGCGGCUGGAGCGGGAGCGGCAGGAGCGUCUGGCGCGCGAGAAGGAGCAGCAGGAGACGGUGCGGGGGCAGGCGGAGACGAAGACGGACAAGAGAAGCGACAAGAAGGGGAAGCCGGUUGAGGUGAAGCCAGCCCGGGUAAAGGCCGUGGAGGUCGAGGACAAGAUGGAUGUUGACGAAGAGGACGAGGAGCAGGAAGAGCAGGAGGAGCAGGAGGAGGAAGAGGAAGAGGGCGAGGCCGCGGCCGUGGUUGAUGGCUCCGCAAAGAAGGCAAAGAAGGAUGCGAAGAAGGCCAAGAGGGAAGAGAAGAAGGCCAAGAAAGCGAUGAAGAAGGAGAAGCGCGAAAAAGGGAAGAAGGAGAAACGAGAGAAGCGCAAGGCGGAGAAGGCGGACAAGGUUGAAAGACGGGUUAGUGGUCUGAACGGGGAGGUCGAGGGUGCCGAAAAUGUGGACGAUGCGGCUGAUGCAGACGGUGCAGACGAUGCAGACCGAGCGGACGAUGCGGACGAGGACAAGGCUGUCGGUGACACCCCUGGCGGUGAGGUCCGACGCGCCAAGAAGCGCAAGGAGGCCCCGUACCAGGUCCACGCGAAACGCGCGCGCAAAAAGGCCGAGAAGGUCGAGCGCCGGGCCGAGAAGGACAAGCGCGCCGCCGAGAUGAAGGCGCAGCGCAAAAUGGAGCUCGAGGCUUACGGCGACGGCGACAAGUACGAGCGAGGACGCAAGCUGCGCGCAUGGAAGCGGUACCAGCGCGAGCGGCAGGCGGAGCGGGAGCGGGACAACGACGCGGCCGUGGCGGCGUGGCAGAAGACAAGGGAGCAGUGA
This is a messenger RNA of Sporothrix schenckii 1099-18, 3429 nucleotides long. Its product is annotated as nucleolar protein 9. The transcript has a single exon. Gene Ontology annotation, biological process: ribosomal small subunit export from nucleus; endonucleolytic cleavage to generate mature 5'-end of SSU-rRNA from (SSU-rRNA, 5.8S rRNA, LSU-rRNA); endonucleolytic cleavage in ITS1 to separate SSU-rRNA from 5.8S rRNA and LSU-rRNA from tricistronic rRNA transcript (SSU-rRNA, 5.8S rRNA, LSU-rRNA). The record is from RefSeq and is a predicted model, not a curated record. Gene Ontology annotation, cellular component: preribosome, small subunit precursor; nucleolus; 90S preribosome. Gene Ontology annotation, molecular function: RNA binding. Lineage: Eukaryota; Fungi; Ascomycota; Sordariomycetes; Ophiostomatales; Ophiostomataceae. Bases 1 to 3429 code for a protein of 1142 amino acids.